Molecule: messenger RNA, 1257 nt
Organism: Euleptes europaea (tarantolino)
Lineage: Eukaryota; Metazoa; Chordata; Lepidosauria; Squamata; Sphaerodactylidae
Gene: GAL3ST4
Product: galactose-3-O-sulfotransferase 4
Exons: 3
Coding region: 16-1257 (413 amino acids)
Biological process (GO): glycolipid biosynthetic process
Cellular component (GO): membrane
Molecular function (GO): galactosylceramide sulfotransferase activity
Source: RefSeq, a predicted model, not a curated record
CUGCUCAGCUGAAGGAUGAGGGUCCUCUUUGGAUGCAGCCGCUUCCCGGUGCUCUGGGCUGCUCUGGCCAUCUCUAUGACUAUUGGCUUCACCAUCCAGCUCUGGGGUGUCUCCUUGCCGAAGAGGCUGCUUCCUGUUCCCUGGGCCCCUCCAGCUGAAGCCAAGGAGGUGGGGGAGGAGGAAGGCCCCCCCAGCCCGAGCCUCCCAUGCCAGCCGUGCAAGCACCUGGUCUUCCUGAAGACCCACAAGACGGGCAGCAGCACCAUCGUCAACCUUCUGCAUCGCUUUGGGGACUCGCGGGGGCUGCGCUUUGCUCUACCAGCCCGCUACCAGUUCAGCUACCCCAACCCUUUCCAGGCACGGCGGGUCAAAGGGUGGCACCCCAAGGGACGCCCGUUCGACAUUCUGUGCCACCACAUGCGCUUUAAUCUGCUGGAGGUUCAGAAAGUGGUGCACCGGGACAGUUUCUACUUUUCCAUUGUGCGAGACCCAGUGGCUUUGGCAGAGUCGGCCUUCUCUUAUUACCGGGGUGUAGCACCUGCUUUCCGUCACGCUGGCACUCUUCCCGAGUUCCUGGCAUCUCCAUACCACUUCUACCAGCCUGGUGAACGAGGCAAUCACUACGCCCGCAACCUGCUGUGGUUUGACUUUGGCCUGGAUCCACCAGCAAGCCAAAGCCCAGCCUCAAUCAAAGUGGCUCUUGCAGAACUGGAGCAAGUCUUUCAUCUUGUGCUUCUAACAGAAUACAUGGACGAGUCCCUGGUUCUCUUGCGCCAUGCCCUGUGUUGGACCCUGGACGAUGUGGUGGCAUUCCGCCACAACCUCCGCAGCCCAGAGUCUGUGUACACGCUGGAGCCCAGCAACGCUGCCCGACUGCGGGCCUGGAACUAUCUCGACUGGCACCUCUACACCCACUUUAACCGCACUUUCUGGGCCCGGGUGGAGCGCUUUGGUUAUGCACGCAUGGCCCGAGAAACGGCUGUGCUCCAGAAGCACCGGGCACAGCUGAUGGAGCAUUGUUUGCAGGGAGGGGGGCCACUGGAACCCAGACACAUUGCUGAUGAGCACAUCCGCCCGUUCCAGUUUGGACAGGCUCCAAUCUUAGGCUAUGCCCUGCGGCCUGGCCUGGCACCCAAAGACCAGGAAGUGUGCCAGCGCAUGGUCACCCCCGAGCUCCAAUACAAGGACCUUCUAGACGCCAAGCAAUUUCCUGCAUCCUUGCGUGGCAAUGGCUCCCAGCCUGGGCCAGCGAGGUAG